Parathielavia appendiculata is the source of this 792-nucleotide messenger RNA. RefSeq lists its product as uncharacterized. The record is from RefSeq and is a predicted model, not a curated record. NCBI's taxonomy places the organism in Eukaryota, Fungi, Ascomycota, Sordariomycetes, Sordariales, Chaetomiaceae. The transcript is spliced from 3 exons. Bases 1 to 792 code for a protein of 263 amino acids.
AUGUGGUUCUACUUUCGGCAUUACCUCAAUCUGAGCAUUCUUUAUUCCAUCGCUGCCGAGUACAGCACCGUCGGGCCGUUUGCGUUCGACUGGGAGACAGACAAGUCCACGUCUCGAUUCUCCCAGGGCGCGAUCUUCGCGCUGCUUGCCGCGCUGCAGGGGCUGCCCUUGUUCUGGCUGUUCUGCCUACUCCGUACCGCGGUCCGGUUCGUAAUUCUGGGUAUUGUAAAGGAUGACACGUCAGACGUGGAGGAGUCGGAGGUGGAGGAUGGCAACGCCGCGUAUGACAGCCUCGAAGACGACGCAGACACCGCUGAGCUUGUCAAGUCAUACGUGAAGACCCUGAUGAUAGCGUCGGACAUUGAUUCUAGCACCGACCUAUCGGCCGAACUUAAAGACCCGAUCCAGCGACAGGUACACAUGAGGGAGCUGGUGGAGAAAGGUCAGGCGAAGAUUUUUACGCCGUCGAAGAUUACCAAGGGAGUGGGCGAUGUAGCCCAGUUUAUUCUAUCGGCGAAGCCAAUUCUCGAUGCAGCUAUCCAGAACAUCCCGCAGGCUGCGCUUCCCUGGGCUGGUCGACUUGCCGGCAUCGUGCACGUCGUCUCCCAAAUGGAUUGGUAUUGCGCCCUGUCCGAACAUCUCUUGAAAAAGGAUCACGUCGACGAGUCUCUUGAGUCGAUCCCGCCCCUGCUGCAAGUGAGGGUUAUCGCGCUCUACAAGGCUCUCCUCCUAUACCAGAUAAAAAGCGUCUGCUCUUACUACCGACACCAGGGUCUCGUCUUUCUCCGCUAG